UCCCUGGCAGGCUCCCUCCUGCCCGGCACUACAGUGCACUGCCCGGCCGGCCGGGCCAUGCGAGCCUCGGUGCGAGCGGCCUGAGCCUUGGCCUGAGCUGCCACAACCCCCAACCUCACCCACGUCAUGGCGGAGGGCGAGGCGGCCAUCGCCGAGAUCAUCCCCAUCCCCAAGACGUUCCUGGAGAAGCUGCUGUUCUACACGACGGCCUUCUUCAUCCUGCUGGGGACCUUCAGCCUGUUCGCCUUCCUCUUCCUGGUGCCGUUCGUCAUCGACCCGGCCUUCACCACCAUCUUCAUGCAGUUCGCGCCGGUGCCCGCGCUGUGCGUGACGGUGGACACGUCGUCGUUCCGCGGCGCGUCCAACUGCUCGUGGGCGUCGUGCCGCGAGGGCUGCACGCGCGAGGUGUACGACUGCACGCAGAUCCGCGUCAACUACAAGAUCGUGGACUGGGCCAGCCAGGCCGGCAAGGCCGAUGACACCAACGACGUGCGGCGCCGGAAGCGACGGCGGCGGCACCCCGACGCGGACGUCGACGAGGCCGUCGUGUGGGCGGGCGGGGCCGUCAUGUCGGCCGUGGCGGCCGAGGGCCCUGGCGGCCCUGGCGGCCCAGGCAGGGCGCGGCGCUGGGCCAGCCGCCGGGACGAGGACUGGUGGUCGACGCGGCAGCGCUGGCAGGACCGGGACCACCAGCCCCUCGCGCCGCGCAACGACGAGCCCCCCGUGGACGACUACCCCGUGAUCGCCUCCAUCGACGACGACCUGGACAUGGACGCGGCGCGGGGGCUGCACGACCUGGACGCGGCGCUCGACGCGUCCAUGGACGUCCUGGACGGCGCCACCCCCACCGGGCUCCAGGGCAACGACUCGGAGUGGUACUUCGUGGGCGCGCGCCUGUUCCCCAACGUCAAGGGCUGUGGAUAUCCGCCCAUGCUCAACUGCUCCGUCUUCCUCAAGAAGUACCGCGAGAUCGGCACCAACUUCACGUGCUUCUACAGCAAGAUCGACCCGGGGCUGGUCAUCGAUGACCUGGACAUGUGGCAGGUGUACAUGAACCUGGUUUACGCCAUGGCGAUCCCCAUCCCCUCCUUCAUCAUCUCCAUCAUCUACCUGACGGUGGCGUACUUCAAGAUCUACGCCACCGAGGACGACGCCAACGCCACCGGCGUCGAGAACACGCCCCUGCCCGGGUCGCCGCUGCCCGGAGGCACGUCGGGGGGCAUCACGCCGAUCAGCGAGGUGUUCCGGGACGACAUGGCGAGCUUCGGCCACCAGCUCAAGGUGGCCAUGGUGGACGAGAUGUCGAGGGACAGCGUCAUGGACGCGUGCAUCGUCACGUCCAACUCGAUGGGCAACUGCGUGGGCAGCAUCGGCACUCCGCACGGAAACUUGAGCAGGACAAUGACGACCAGUAUCACAACUCCGCCUGGGCCGAUAGCGGAGCUCUGAAACGCAGUUUCCAAGGCCUGGGCAACAUCAACUGGAGACCCAAGUAACGCGUGCCAUUACUGUAGCCCCUCGGCCUUCGCACUUUCCAUCAGUAAGUACGCGUGACGCACUCGGCACUUGGACGCACCAGGGAGUCUUUGUUUUCUCUCGGGUGAGAGUCACAAAACUUGCCAAAAACUUUUGCACUCCUACUGAUAAACGAUGGAGAAAAAUCGGUUGUAUCUGUGCGAAAUACGAAAUGUGAUAUUACAUACACUGCAAAACUGACGCCUUUCUCACUUUUGGAGGUAUUGCGAACUGAGGACUUAUCUGUACAGUCCCACGAAACAGGGUCUAAAAUACAGACGGCUUUUGUGGAUUUCGUCCAUGAGCAGCGUUUAAGUGGUUUUCUUCCUAAUCAGUGUGAUUAGUCUUAGUCGUACAGUCUACCGCAAAACCUCUUGAUGGUCGGAAGGCCUCAGUGUUUCAGUGCAGGUCCUUCAAAAUGAGUUUAAGUGUAAGCCACUGCAUUUUUAUAGAAAUAUUAGACUACUGCGUUAAGUGUUUUCAUGUGUUGUGUUGUUAUUGUGUCGUUUUGAUCGCUCAUACACUUGUGGAAACAUAUUGUCAAGGUCUUCCCCACUUGACUAAUAUACAAAAGCAAGUUCUUUUCUUUGGUAUGAACUCCCCAGGAAAGUUGAGCUCUAAUAAAAAGAAUUAUGUUGUCAUAAUAAAGCCGUGGCUUCAAGUUCUUGUUCUUCUCUGUCACUGCCCUUCGGAAACGUUUCCUUGCCUACCUCUUACCUGUUCACUCCCAGUGUGGGCGGUAAGCCUGCGACGCAGCGUUACCUGAUUUUAGACAUUUGUUGAAACAAUCGACUUGUUUACAUGCAUUCUGCUCUUGCGCAGAAACUUACUGAACUUUUCAAUUUUGUAGUUGUUGAUCUUUUCCAAAUUUAAUAUAAGGAUGUCUUCUUGUACGUUUGGCUUUUCAACUUUAUCUCGUAAAGUUUGCUCAGAACCUUAAAAAAAAGUAAUAAUCUAAAGAUGAAAAGGAGACUGUCCUGUAAAAAAAA
Thrips palmi is the source of this 2504-nucleotide messenger RNA. RefSeq names its product protein tipE (gene tipE). Gene Ontology annotation, molecular function: sodium channel regulator activity. Gene Ontology annotation, biological process: regulation of sodium ion transport. The transcript is spliced from 2 exons. Lineage: Eukaryota; Metazoa; Arthropoda; Insecta; Thysanoptera; Thripidae. The coding region runs from base 127 to 1449 and encodes 440 amino acids. The record is from RefSeq and is a predicted model, not a curated record.